AUGGCGGCAAUCAUGAACAGCACACUAAACAGUGUCGAACUCGACUCGGACGACAACAACGUUACUGGCAUUGCCUCAGCUAUGACCGAGCUGCAGUUGGAUGCAAGUGAGCCAGAGCACCCUGCAGAAAUGCAGGUAGAACACUCGGGCCUCGUGCCGUCGGCAAGAGUGCAGCGUAUAGUCGAUAGAUAUCGGCCGAUGAAGAAGCUUCCAGAGACCCUGGUACCAGGACCAUAUCGCAGACCAUUCAAGCUAUACUUUGGCUGGGAGAGCGGUCUCGACACGCCGCUGAACUAUUUACGGCGAACACAAACCGUCGCGUGGGUCCCGGAGUAUAAUCGCGAGUUCAUAGGCGGCCAGGAAUGGUUUCGUUACGGCGAUGUAACAGACGAGCAACUUCAGGAUGCCAACUACAAGAAGGUCCUGCGAUCUUGGUCGUGGUUUGACUUCCCCCAACAGCUCCAGACGCGGUACAAGAUCGACCUGGAGGAGGUACCCGUUGUCUCACAAAGCAACAAUGAAGUGGUGGCGCUCUGGUCGAAUUACACGGAGAAGACGCGACGCCGGGAGAUUAAGCGGCAGGCAGCGGUGGGUUUGAAGCAACUGAUCAAGUAG
Messenger RNA from Fomitopsis serialis, 615 nucleotides. RefSeq lists its product as uncharacterized. The record is from RefSeq and is a predicted model, not a curated record. Bases 1 to 615 code for a protein of 204 amino acids. Lineage: Eukaryota; Fungi; Basidiomycota; Agaricomycetes; Polyporales; Fomitopsidaceae. The transcript is spliced from 2 exons.